AUUGAAAUGGCGAUUGAGACACUGCAAAAGUCUGAUGGUCUUUCUACUCACAGAAACUCUCUUCUCAACAGCCAUCUCCAAUGGCUUUUAGACAACUACGAAACCGCAGAAGGAGUGAGUCUCCCCAGAAGUACCCUUUACAACCAUUACUUACGUCAUUGUCAGGAGCACAAGUUAGAUCCAGUCAAUGCUGCCUCCUUUGGAAAACUCAUACGGUCAAUCUUCAUGGGAUUACGGACCAGAAGACUGGGAACCAGGGGGAACUCCAAAUACCAUUAUUAUGGGAUUCGUGUCAAACCAGAUUCUCCACUUAAUCGGCUACAAGAGGACAUGCAAUACAUGGCUAUGAGACAGCAACCCAUGCAGCAGAAACAGAG
Mesitornis unicolor (brown roatelo) is the source of this 377-nucleotide messenger RNA. Its product is annotated as transcription factor RFX3-like. Gene Ontology annotation, molecular function: RNA polymerase II cis-regulatory region sequence-specific DNA binding; DNA-binding transcription factor activity, RNA polymerase II-specific. The record is from RefSeq and is a predicted model, not a curated record. Lineage: Eukaryota; Metazoa; Chordata; Aves; Mesitornithiformes; Mesitornithidae. The annotation marks the transcript as partial. Gene Ontology annotation, biological process: regulation of transcription by RNA polymerase II. The transcript is spliced from 3 exons.